Salvelinus sp. IW2-2015 is the source of this 2186-nucleotide messenger RNA. RefSeq names its product PLAC8 like 1 (gene plac8l1). The record is from RefSeq and is a predicted model, not a curated record. NCBI's taxonomy places the organism in Eukaryota, Metazoa, Chordata, Actinopteri, Salmoniformes, Salmonidae.
UCCUCUCAUCUUAUGUGACAUUAAAUGUAAUUAUGUUGUUUCAGAGGCUCAGUGUCUGCCAUUAUGUGCUAAAGUACGGACGGAAUAAAGCUUCUCUUGAGCAUACCUGUACAGCCCUCUGCCUACAGUCUCUUUCCACUAGAUACAAGCCAUAUAUUUUGUAUUCAUAUGUUGAGGGGUUCCAGGCAAAGGUGUCUUCUGAACAUCUCUUCAGCAGUACUUAUAUGUCCAGUAACUACCGUAUACAAUUAAUAAUUUCCACAAAUGUGUCAACAAAACAAAAAAUAUUCUGGCAUAAUUGUCAGAGAUUGAAUAAACACAUUUUUAUGUAUUUGGGUGGUGCAUUUCUUUCUUUUCAUUCAUGUUGCGACAUACGGCCACAUUAGACUCCAUCUGCAGUGGUCUUCUAGGUUACCAGUUUGGCGUGAAUCACAUGAAAAACAUCUCUAUAAUGGACUGUAGCCAAUCUACUGGCAGUAUGAGCACCGCUAAUUAAAUCCCRCUUGGAAAUCAGUCAUGCAGUUGAAACACAGUCUGCCUCUGUUUCUAUAAACACUACACAAUAGAUGUUCUGCUUUUUGCUCUCACUCAGCAGGAAAUGUCCUCGGCUGUUCAGAGAAACCGGUUGAGAUGUUUCUUAUUUUACCACAAGCCUCCCCCAGCCGAUUCUCAUACCAACACUGUGCACCAAAAAGCAGAAGUGAUCAGGAGGAUGUGUGACAGRUCACUUGUGUCCAGGACUAAGCGGUAGCACGUUGCUGUAGUCUGUGAUUCGGAGCAGCCGCUGAGCUCCAGCCCUCUCUGGAGUAGUACACCCAGUCUCAGUGGGAAACUCAACCAGUCUCCCCUUCCUUCCCUGGCAGGGAGCAGCCGUCAGCAUGGAGGAUACCACAGCCAUAGUCACCACAGACCAUUCCUUUCUUGUUUAUCUCAGUUGUGCACCAGUCACCAAAGCUGCAAAGCAGCAGGCCCCAGGUGAUGAGGAGGACGAGGAAGCCGGGGGCUGGGACAUAGGAACAGAAAGCUGGAACACACAGAGUGCCGCUUCUGCUGUGAUGAAACUCCCUGUGCUCACGCAGCCUGGCCUGGGGGUAACCACGACAACAGUGACCACCAUCACUCAGACGGGAGGGGACUGGAGCAGCAGUCUGUUCAACGUGUGUGGAGACAGGAGCACAUGUCUCUUAGGGGCCUUUGUGCCCUGUUGCUUGGACCUGAGUCUGGCCCACCAGUACGGGGAGUGUCUGUGUCUGCCCCUGCUCCCUGGCUCCACAUUCGCCAUGCGGGUGGGCAUCAGGGAGCGAUACAAGAUACAGGGCAGCGUCUGUGAGGACUGGACUACAGUGUAUUGCUGCUACCCCCUGGCCAUCUGUCAGAUGAUCCGAGAGAUGAAGAGGAGGAUGAAGAGCCAAACCUACAAGGUAUCCACUGCACUAGAGUGCUCCUGACAACAUGGCUGUAUGUGUGCUAGAUUCAUUCAUCCAGGCCAGGACCACAUCUUAUUCAUAUUACAAUAUGCAUGAUCUAACCUUGGUACCUGUAGCAAACUUGGCUUGUGUAUAGAACCUUCAGAGGCUCAUGUCAUUUCAUUGGUGCAUCACUGAUGUCUGCAUAUUACUAUGUCACAGAUGGAUGGAUGAUUACUAUGUCACAGAUGGAUGGAUGAUUACUAUGUCACAGAUGGAUGAUUACUAUGUCACAGAUGGAUGGAUGAUUACUAUGUCACAGAUGGAUGAUUACUAUGUCACAGAUGGAUGAUUACUAUGUCACAGAUGGAUGGAUGAUUACUAUGUCACAGAUGGAUGGAUGAUUACUAUUACAGAUUACUAUGUCACAUCCAUCUAGAUGGUGAUUAUUACAGGUCUCUAUGGGGGUCAUCAUACUACAGGUGCCCGUUUGGUGUCUUAUGAGAGCCCUCGUGAUCAUUCUAGGGUUUCUGAGGACAUCCCUGUUAAAGAUGAGUCGGGCAUAUGUAAAAUAAAGUUGGUUAAGUUAAGAAUUAAGUCAAGAAUGUAUUUGGGGAUGGGGACUUGGAGUAGGCUUAGUAUUUGAGCCUAUGUUGGAUGUGGAACAUCAGUGAUACUUUACCAGACAAUGUUUCAUAAAUGUUUGUAAAGUAAAAUAAAAUUCCUAACCAAUUGUAUGAAACAGUCCAUGUAGGCUAAGCCAUUAAAUAAUAAAACCUA